CCGCGUGCGGCGUUAAAGUAUUAUUAUUAUUGCGUCUGCUCGAUCACAUUCUUAACAUAACCUCGCCAAAAUGCAACGCGUUUGGUGCAUAGUCGAAUAAUAAAAUUCGAUUUUGUGUAAAAAUUACGACGUGACACCUAACUUCGAUUAUACUACUUAACAUUUUUAGUUUUAAAUUUUCAUUAUCCGCAUAAAAAAUUGCGUGACAGUUAAAAAAAUGUCACAUUACGGAUUAUUAGUUGGCCUCAGGUCUAACAUGUGCAAUUGUGUUCAUGGAAUCAGAAUCAAACAGAAACUAGUCAAACAAGCUAAUAUUUUAGCUCAAACUUAUAAAGAAUUAUCAACUAGCUCUUUGAUUAGUAAUUUUGGAUCAGCGUCAUCACAAAAUUAUUUUCUUUACACAGACAUUAGAAGAUUUAACACUUGUUUGUCAGUAAAAUAUUUAGCAUCAUCAAAUAGAAAUAAAAAUCAUCAAGAUUUAAUUAGGGAAAGAGAAGAUCCAAUAGAUAAACUUGAUAAUAGGCUUGUGGAAGAAAAAAAUUUUUUUAGUAAGCAUGGAGCAAAAAUUGAGUCAGUAGAUUCUGAAUUAACAAUGAGAUGGAUUAAUACAAGUAGUUUACAGACUGAUAGAGUUCCAUCUAAAGAAAUUGAAGCUAGAUUUCCAGAGCCCAAAAUAUAUUUACAUAAUUAUUACACACUUGUGUCAAAUGAAACCAAAAUCUCCAAUGUUUUGCGUUCAAGUAGCAAAAAAGUGAAUACAAAAAAAUCAGUGGCUUGGUCUGUAACUUACGACAUUAAAUGGCCUGAAACAAGAUCAUUUACAGCAACUGGAACUUCAAAAAGUGCUGCAUCUAGAAUCGCAGCAUUAAAAUUAUUGCACUGGUUGCAUAUAACAGAUAGAAUUCGGAAUCAAGCACCAGUCAUUUAUAGCAAUGAUGAAAAACGUAGUAUUUUAACUAAACCAGAAGAAUUAUCCUUAAAUAAAGAUUCUGUAGUUCAUAUGCAAAACUUUUUAGAAAAAUAUGAAGAAAAAAUCAAGGCAGCUCUUGAAAAAGAUCCAGAAGAUAAACUCAUUCAAUCUUAUGAAAUGGAUAAUCAAUCAACAAGUCAUCACCCAAUUUCCCAUUAUGAAGUUGAUAUAGAAGAAAGAAAUGCAGAAUUGCUAGAAGCUCUGAACCAGAGAGAAAAUGUUAAAAAAUCAAAUCUACCGAUCUUUGCUUACAAAGAAGCUAUUUUAAAAGAGCUUGAAGAAAAUCAAGCUGUGGUAAUUAAGGGUGACACAGGUUGUGGUAAAACUACUCAAGUGCCUCAGUUCAUCAUGGAUUAUUUUGCAGCCAAAGGGAAAGGAGGAGAGUGCAACAUGAUUGUAACUCAACCCCGGCGUAUAAGUGCUAUCUCGUUAGCUCAACGUAUAGCUUAUGAACGUCAAGAAAAAAUUGGAGAUGUGGUUGGUUAUCAAGUACGUCUACUCAAUGCUUUGCCAAAGCAAAAUGGUGCAAUUUUAUUUUGUACCACUGGUGUACUCUUAAAAAAACUUCAAAGCAAUUUAGGCCUGAAGGGCUGUUCGCAUAUUAUUGUGGAUGAAGCUCAUGAGCGCAGUGUCGAUACCGAUUUAUUAUUAGUAUUGUUGCGUCGCGCAAUGAAAGAAAAUCCUGAGCUAAAAGUUGUCGUUAUGUCUGCGACUAUAAAUGCAAAUCUGUUCCAAGAUUUCUUAGGUUGUAAAUCUAUAGAAGUUCCUGGUCGCUUAUUCCCCGUUAAAAUGCACUUCAUUGAAGAUAUGGUCAAGCUUGGUAUUUCUCGUCCUCGAGUAAUUGAAGAUGAAGAUGGAAACAAAGUUUUCGUCGAUGCGGAAGCCAUUACUGAUAUGAUCAAAUAUAUAACAGAUAAUAAGCCUCCUGGUGCAAUAUUGGUCUUCUUACCUGGCUGGACACAGAUUCAAAAGAUUCAAAAUAAUUUAGAAAACUUUACAAAUGCAGAUCUACGUGUAAUACCAUUGCACUCGAAGAUAAAUAUGAAAAACCAAAGUACCAUAUUUGAAAAACCUCCAGAAGGAGUUCGCAAGAUCAUUUUGGCUACGGAUAUUGCGGAAACUGGUAUAACUGUACCGGAUGUUGUUUACGUCAUUGAUUCAGCUUGUCAUAAUCAAUCUCGCUGGUAUGAAAGCAAGGGCUUGUCUGCCGUAGAUACUCAUUUUGUCAGCCAAGCAAACAUAAAGCAAAGAAAAGGACGUGCAGGUAGAGUGACAGAAGGAGAAAGUUAUCAUUUCAUCACCAGAGAUCAGUAUGAAAGUCUCGAACUUUAUCCCAAACCAGAAGUUUUGCGAGUUUCGCUAGAAAAAGUAGUUCUAGAUUCUAAGACCUACAGCCAUGAAAAGGCUGUGAAUUUCCUUGGAGAAAUGCCACAACCUCCUCGCCUAAGUGCUGUCAAUAAAGCUGUAAUGGAUUUACAACAAUUGGGUGCUCUGGAUUACAACGAAAAUCUAACGGCUCUGGGAAAGCGAAUUGCCAUGUUUACCAUUCAUCCAAAAAUGAGUAAAGCUAUGGUAUAUUCUACUAUUUUCCAAUGUUUGAAUCCAGUAGCGACAGUCGCAUCAGCCUUUACCAUGGAUUCUGAUGUAUUUUACAACUCUCUGAACAGUAAAGCACGCAACCGCUUCACGAAGCAAAAAUUCCAUCCAACGAGCGAUCAUUUGUCGAUCGCUUGGAUUUAUGCUCAAUGGGAGAGUUUCUUGAACAGAAAUGAAAAUUCUACUUUUUAUUUUUGCAAAAAAAAUAAUUUACACGCCGAGCGCGUGAUAGUUUUACACAAAACUCGCAGCAUGAAUAUAGAUAAUCUUCGAGAUGCAGGUCUCGUUGAUAACGUCUACAGGGCCACUGAUCUAAACAGUAAAGAAAAUGACUUCGCUACUUUAGAUGAACUUGUACGCGGUGUACUGCUCGCAGGUAUGGAUCAUAUUCUCAAGCACAGAAAUUUCGAUGUGAAAAAAGGCCGCCUAUCGCGAUCGGGUACAUCACUGGUAACUGAGGAUAAUGUCAAAGCACAACUGACACCAGAAAGCGUCAAUUACAAGGCCGAAAAUUAUCCGAGUCCCUUCCUCACUUACUAUCGAAAAACGCACCACAUGGAAAGAAGAACAAUCCUGAUACGUGAAAGUAGCAUGAUUUCACCUGUUACGGUCGUAUUAUUCAGUCAAGGUCGCGUCACUGGUUCAUUGUAUCCGGGCGAUAAUGGAAGCGAAGAUAAGUUAUUAAUUCAAAUUGAAAAAAAGAAGAAUGUACAGUUAUUGACUGACGUCGAAUCGGCAAAAACGCUUUUACGCUUCCGAGAUUUGAUGUGGUCCGUCGUUCGCUAUUUCGUCGAAAACGAUGAUAAAAGAAACAAACACCGCGUUAUAGAAUCAGGCAGCAACGCCGAAAAUAUCCACGCUUACAAAAAGGAGUUAUUGAGAGUGUUGGCGCACGUGUUGAGUAAUCAUUCAACUAUGAUAGAUAACCCACCCGAAAAAAAACAAAUAGAUUCUAAGCCACAAGUACAGUCUCUAUUGUCCGAUGACGAUGGCUAUAUGCGAUAGAUUAGUUUGUAAAUAUAAAAUAAUUGUUAUUGUAAAUAGUUUUUACAUGUUAUGAAAUUGUUAUAUAUUAGGACAUUAAAUACUUAACGACG
Messenger RNA from Trichogramma pretiosum, 3663 nucleotides. Its product is annotated as putative ATP-dependent RNA helicase DHX30. The record is from RefSeq and is a predicted model, not a curated record. Gene Ontology annotation, molecular function: DNA helicase activity; ATP binding; G-quadruplex RNA binding. Gene Ontology annotation, cellular component: nucleus; cytoplasm; intracellular anatomical structure. Lineage: Eukaryota; Metazoa; Arthropoda; Insecta; Hymenoptera; Trichogrammatidae. Bases 218 to 3571 code for a protein of 1117 amino acids. The transcript is spliced from 12 exons.